Desarmillaria tabescens is the source of this 1837-nucleotide messenger RNA. Its product is annotated as batten's disease protein Cln3. Gene Ontology annotation, biological process: regulation of intracellular pH. Gene Ontology annotation, cellular component: membrane; vacuole. The coding region runs from base 137 to 1627 and encodes 496 amino acids. Lineage: Eukaryota; Fungi; Basidiomycota; Agaricomycetes; Agaricales; Physalacriaceae. The transcript has 12 exons. The record is from RefSeq and is a predicted model, not a curated record.
CUUUCUUUGUUACUGGCUACUACACUACGUUAUUCGACACGACAGCGCUCAUUUUCAGUUUGACUUUAUUCCUUAUUUAUUUCCUCAAAGAGGACCACGCACGUUCCAGUUGGAUCCGAACCGGGGCCAUGGUCGCAUGUUUGAUCCCUUAAGGCCACCGUCAUCAUCCGAAACUUUAGAAAUGCGACCUACAUUGAACUCGACAUCCUCUGCUGCUGGCAUCGAUGGACGGCCAGACGCUUUCUAUGAUGCUGCAGAUAUCGAAGAUGAAGAGCCCAAAGGCUCGAAUAAUGACCGCAGAGCGCUAGUCAGGCUAGCCUCUUCGUUCUUCCUUUUCGGCCUCAUUAACAACGUGCUAUAUGUCAUCAUUCUGUCGGCCGCCCUCGACUUGGUACCCCCUUCUACUCCAAAGGGAAUAAUCGCAUUCUGUAACAUUACCCCCGCACUCAUUGUUAAGGUUGGCUGGCCGUAUGUCCUCAAGGGUCGAAUUCGGUACGCCAAGCGUGUCAUUGGCUGCUGUCUUCUUAGUGUGCUUGGAAUGAUUGUCGUAGCCUUUUCUGAUGCUUUAUCAAUGAGGCUUUUAGGCAUUAGUCUUGCAUCAUUCUCAUCAGGCUUGGGAGAAUUAACCUUUCUUCAGCUUUCCACCACAUAUGCUCCUCCAUCCAUCGCUGGACAUAGCGUAGGGUACUUUGCCUCUGGUACUGGGGCAGCCGGUUUAGUCGGGGCCUUCUUGUGGUGGGAGCUUCGCAGCUUGGGUGUCCGCUUUGGCGUCGGACUUUCUUCCGUCCUUCCAUUCGUCAUACCGCUAACUUUCUACUUUCUUCUCCCUCCUAAUUCUGCUUUCUUGCCGUCUUCAUCCUAUGAUGACGAUGAAGAUUCAUCGUGUGCGAUUACGUCCACUCUUCCGUACACACCAUUGCCUACGGAAGAGGAUGUCGCCGAAGAGGAAGGCAGUGUGCCUGCAGGCCCGAAAAGAGUAUCCUUAACCCCAAAUGAUAAACUACAGCUUGUCAAGCCUCUCUUGAUAAAAUAUAUGUUACCAUUAUUCUGUGUAUACUUGUUUGAGUAUACCAUUAAUCAGGGCAUAGCUCCUACCCUUCUGUAUCCAGUUCCUUCUCCUGACAAGUAUUCCUUUCUGAGCAAAUUCAUACACUCAGUUCGCGACUACUAUCCUCUUUGGCAGCUCGUUUACCAAACAACCGUGUUCUUUUCCCGGUCUUCGAUAUCAAUGGGACUUCCUCCGCUACCGGCUCGGCUACUUUCUUUGCCUUCUAUAGUACAAUGCUUGAUACUUCUUUCACUGGCAUACGAGUCUGCCGUAGGUUUCUAUUCUGAUGAUUCAGAAGGACUGAGCAUAAUCACCGUGUUCCUCCUGGUGAGCCUAGAAGGUAUAUGCGGUGGCUUGGCUUACGUCAACGUCUUUUACCGCGUCAACCAAGAGCACCCGGACCCAAACUCAGCCAACGACGUCGAACGAACACGCCAAGAACGCGAGUUCAAGAUUGGUUCGAUCGGAUUUGCAGAUUCAUCUGGAAUUUUGCUUGCUUCGCUCGUUGCCGUUCCCACAGAAGUUAGAUUAUGCAGGGCGCAAGUCAGAAGAGGGAAGCUGCUGUGUCAGGGUCUGUAAUUAUAAUAUAUCUUCGGAAGUCUCCUCGAAUCGGAAGGGUCGUGUUUAGUGUUUAAGACGCCGAUGUGAUUCCAAGAUUGGGGCAUCAUAUCGCUGCUGUCUCUUACGACACUCACCCUAGUUCAAAGGUCGCUGUUAUUGCUAGGAUGACUGAAUUGUUGGUUGUACCUUGUAUUCAAUGAACAUUGUUUCUUCCAUCUCAAUAUUAAA